AUGGUGGCAACGUCUUUCAAGAUCCGCGAUUUACAAAUUGGUGAAUCGUCUGCUCGGAAUUUUGGUUUCAAAUCAAACUAUUCAACACAACCUGUAACUUGUACAAAAGAAAUUCUCUAUGCGUGGUCACAAGAAAUAAAGCAAUGCUUUAUUUCUGUUCCCCCACAACAACAAUAUCCUACUGGCCUUGCAGGGCCUUUAAAGAUUCUUAUGCACUGUAUAAGAAGAUCAGAAAGGAGGGAGUGUCAUUUCAGUAAAUUUACUCAAUUUCAAAGAGCUAUUGAAUAUAUUCUAACUGCUUUCAAAGAAUGCUACCAUGCAACCAGAAAUCAAACAUAUUGUUAUGCAAAAUUGGAUAUGAUACAUCUUAAAGACUGUGCAGCAAGAUUUUACUUGUAUUACGUAGGCUUACAUCAUAUUCAUUUUGAUUACUGGCAUGAAAAUCUUCAAACGCAACUAACUAAAGUGAGAGUUUGUCUCCAGCAUGCUUUGAAUGAUUGUUCAUCUAGGGUGGUCAAUUACAUAGUCAAAAUUUUUGCUUCCAUUAUCAUGAUAGAUAUACCAGAUAUUCGAAAUGCUUUUGAUACAAGACUGAUAUGGGGUAACAAUACUGUUUGGUGCAGAACUACUCCAAAAAUUGAAUGGGUGACUGUACCAGAUUAUGAAUAUGAAGACUAUGUACCACUCCCACACACCAAGAUGGUAGAUUAUCAUGUAGAAUAUGAACAUAUGAAUCAAGAACAUAUAGACUGGGAAAGACAUGUUGUUCCAAGGCAAAGAUUCAGAUUUACUCUGGCUCCUUGGCCAACUGUAAAGUAUUAUCAAGAACCUUAUAGUAAUGUUUACCAACAAGUCAUACCAAUAGCACCUACUAGAGCCAUUGCUGUUGUUCCACCAGUACAAGAAGUUUGGGAUUAUCGACCAUUAACAACUGCAAAAUUAUAUGUCAAACAACCUCAAGUUCAUGCUAUGCAGCAUGAAGUUGAAGUUGUAACUCAGAAAAUGGAUUAUCAUCCAUCUUAUGAAACUGGCCCGUGGAUUAAAGUUAAUACUGAAGUGCUAAGUAUUAAAGAUAUUAUAAUUCAGUCUGGUGGAUGUCAACCAAAAUCCCUUGAAUGUCGAACAGUAGCUACACAGCAAAAUUAUCUUGAUGUUGGGCAAGUAGUUGUUUGUGAUAUUAUCAAAGGAUUUAUCUGCCAUGACAAGGAUCAAAGAUUUGUUUGUAAUUCUGCAAUUAAAGAUAGAUGUUCUUGUUACAAAUAUGAAGUGAGGAUUAUUUGUUUUGAUAGAGUAGAGCAAGCAAGGUUUCGUCCAACAACUGUUGAAACUGCACUUGUAAUGCCUGAAAUAAGAAAGGUACCUAAGGUUGAAGUUUUCCUUCUUCCAUUUACCAAAAAGGUUUAUUACCCACCAGAGCCACAUAUAUUUGAAGAGUGGAUACCUCAAACAACUUUUCAAGAUUUUAAAAUUCCUAUUGAAAGACGUAUUAUUCACCAUGUCUUUCCUAGUCAACCAACGAGAGUUUACAAAUAUACAGUUGCUUAUGAAAUGUAUCAUGAUAAAGUAUUUAAGGUAGCACCAAAGAUUGUAAGAUACCCUAUUCUGCCUAAACGUAUUGAAAAAUAUUUCAGUCAGACUACUCAGAUGAUGCGAUUUAUGCCAAAACUCCCUCGAAUCUAUUUGGAUAAACAACGCGGCUUUAUUACCACAAGAAAGUAUCAUUGGACAAGAAGUAGUCAAGGCUAUGUGGAAAGAAAAAGAAAUUUUUAUGCACAAAUUGUGCCUAGAACCAUUGUUCAUGAUUAUUGGUUGCACUUGCCUCCAACAAAAGUAAUGAACUAUCCACCAAGAUGCAAUUACUAUGGUGAAUGGAUAUGUAUUGAUACGGAAUAUGUUCCAAUUGAUGAAAUAGUAAAAAGGUCUGGAGGAUGUUCAAGCUUAGAUGGCCUUGAGUGUCGGACUGCCAUGACACAUGAAGAUCAUAAAGUUGUUGGACAAGCUGUUACUUGUGAUAUUCAUAAUGGUUUUAUAUGUCGCCAUAGCGAUCAAAGAAAUGUUUGUAAUGCCACUAUUACUAACACAUGUGGCUGCUAUAGUUAUGAAGUGAGAAUUCGCUGCUGUACUUUUCAUGUAAAAUGGACUGUUGCUCCUGUUGUAAAUGAAUAUUUUCCAGCAAAAGUGAGACUUGAUCACAAAACUAUGCUUCCACCAAAAGUUGUAAUGGAACUGUAUCCUGUACAACCUCGCAUAUAUACACAAAAAUUGACUCCAACGAAGUCUAUACUUAUUCAUAUAUUUAGACCAGAAAUAAAUAUUGUUCAACGAGCAACCCAGACAACAGCAAAAUUAUUUGUUAAGCAACCCAAAGCUCACUAUUUAGAGCAUGAAGUUGGUGUUCCAGUUACUAGAAUUUACAGAGUUACUCCAGCUCCAAACAUUUAUCAUGUACACCAAGACUGGAUUGUUACACCUAAAACAGUUCAUGUCCCAAAACGACCUUUAGUUUUCGUAGAUAUCUUUAUACCACGGACAAGAAUUUACAGAUAUACAAAAGCUCCUAGAAUACGAUGGUUCCGAUGGACGCCAACAACUGUACAAGAUAUAUAUGUUCCUCUGACAAAGCAAGUACUUUAUCAUGUGCAUCCUAAUAUUCCUACGCAAGUGUGGGGCUACACUCAACAUGAUCUUUUUAUUAGAAAACAUUUUGCACCAACGAAGAUUCGUUAUAUUAAAAUACCUAUUGUAGUGCAAAAUUUUACUGAUAUCAAAAUAGCUACAACACAACGUUGGUUUAUUCCUGAACUCACCCGAAAUAUAAUAAUAGAAUGGAUUCCUCUUCCACAUACGACAAUUUCUUAUUACAAGCCUACUGUUCAUGUGCAUGUAGAUUUCAAGAUGCCAACAACUGCAAAACUUUGUGUUAAGCAACCGCAAGUUAAGUCAUUUGUACACGAAUUUCACCCACCUCCUACUCAAGUUCAUGUACAUGCUCCAGUAUCAAGAGGUUGGAUCCAUAAACUUGUUCCUCCACCACCAGUAUAUGAUGUUGUUCCUUUAAAAAAGCGCAUUUAUUCACAUCUUCUUCCUCCAGAGAAACCUAGAAUAGCAGUUUAUAGACCGCCAGGUUGCAUAUGUGUAGAUCUGACUAUAAGAAUAGAAUGUUGCAGAAAAUAUACUGAGAUCAUGUAUCUACCAAAACUUAUUGUAAAAUAUCCACCACCUACUCGUCAGAUGACACAGAGAUAUCAUCCAACAACAGUUCGGGCAUAUAUUAAAAUGCCUCAAGUGAAAUACUACAUUAAUGAAAUAAAUAUUCGACCUCAGAUAUAUCAUGUACCUCCCAUAGGUUGCAUAUGUAGAAAUAUGACUAUAAGCAUAGAAUGCUGCAUAUAUAAACAGCGCAUUUACCCAACCCAUGUACAUAGAGUCUGGAAGAAGCCAAAAAUUCAACAUAUUUGGGAUACAGUACUCCUUCCUCAAACUAGAAUCUGGGAAAAGAGAAUUCAGCCCACAGUGCAUGUGUGGAAAUUGUUGCCUACGACUGUUCAAGAUAUAUAUUUUCCACAACAAAGAGAUAUAAUAUUUGAUCAACAUGUGAAUAAUCCUCCUCACCUAAUUCACUAUCCACCAAAAAUGAAAUGGUACACGGAUCGUGUGGCACCACAACCGACAUCUGUAAGGAGGAGAACACCACCCAGUAAAAGUUAUUGGGUAAAUGUGCCUCUUGUGUAUGACGUCCACUUUUAUCCAAUUGCGACUCAUGCUGUUGGAGAAAUGCCAGAACCUCAUACUUCGAUUGAAAAAUAUACUCAACCAGAUCGAGAAGAAGAUUGUCAUUUCCCUCUUCCUAGAAUGAGAACUGUCACAAGCUGUUACAGAGUUACUCGAGCAAGAGAAGUCUGUACAUCAGAAUGGCUACAAUAUUGGUUAGCAUUAAUAAGAAACUGUACAGUUGAACGGUUGCGUAGACGAGGGUGUUUGCUUGGACCGCAGUUGGACAGAGAAACUAUUCAGCAACUACAGGCAGCUGCUGCUGUUUGCAUUCGAAUAAUUGGUGACACAAGUUGCCGUGAGGAUAGAUUUAGUCUGAUGGAAUUGAUGUUUGAAAGAGAAUUCAUUAUUGUUGGAAGAAUUGAAGAAAAUUAUCAUUUCCAUCCAAAUGUAUCUGAUGAAUUGAAAAAAUGUGUGAUUCUUAUAAAUGAGAAAAAAAUGAAUGCCUGUUUUCCUGGAUUCCAUACUCUUUUGCUAGAUUUACUUCUUCAUGGGAAAAUGAACCUGACUUUAGAUAUUGACAAGUAUCAUGACCCAUCAUGUGUAAUGCAACAAAUGGAGCAUUGUCGACCAUCGGAUCUUGAAACUUUGGAAGAAUUAAUUUAUUCUAUUUUUGGAACUUGUAUAAAAUUGUGUCCUAGCUCUGAGAGGGGAGGAGGCUGCAGUUAUGAUGCAUUAAGGUUUAGAUAUUGUGAUUCAGUUGAUAUCAGAAAUUUUAUUCAAGAUGUUCAUAAUUGUAUAGCAGAUUCAUCAGGCCAACAAAAGUUUCAGAAACUGCCAUUAAAAAAGAGAAUUGUUAUAGUUAUAAAUUGCCUGAUCAGGUGUCAUCCUAAUUGUAUAUUGUCUAAAUGGACUGUUUUCAAAGAAAUACUAUUGUAUCUUAUCGAAGUGCUCACAGGAGGAAGAGGAAGUUACUCUGAAGAAACAGAUUAUUGCUUUGAACAAUUUACUUUAAAUAAUUUAAAACCAUGUUGUCAGAAUCUUUUAGUCAUAACCUCUACACUGCAAGAUACAAGAACUGGAAUGAAUAAAGAUACAAUGCGAUCAGUUUCAAAUUGUUUCCGAAGAGCUCUUGAUGCUUGUAGUACAGAUGUAUGUGAAGGAUUCCUCUCUAUUCUUGAGUCUGUUUGCAAUGCUGCAUAUCUCACCAAUGCAGAUAAUGACUUCUCACCCUAUUCUUAUCGUAGUAUUAACAGUGUUAAAGUAUUUGGUGAUGAGUUGGAUAUAUGUGAAUCAGAAUAUCAAGAAGACAUAGAUUAUGAUAUGAAUCCUGAUGUAACUCUAGAAGAUAUGUGUGUUCCAUUACAUUUGUCGGAAAAUAGUUCGUCAGUAAAAUAUGUUAUCCAGAGAAGUUGUCGAGGCUAUGACAUUGGAAAAUGGUUAAAUGCAACAAAAUCUUGCAUGACUGGUGAAACUAAAAAAAUUGGGCUGAAAAAUCCAGAUUUAUUGACCAUUGAAAAAAUAAUGCAUCUUCUCCAACAUUGCAUAAGCACACAAGAUAAUUUAAAAUGCCAUCCAAAAGGUCGAAGGGAAUACAGAUUGCUCUUGAGCUCUUUUCUGAACAUCAUCAGGAGAUUUUCUGUGAUCUCAAAUGCCAGUACUUGUCCACAAGACCUGAUAAUUGAAAAUAUUGGAAAAUGUCAAACUAGUCUUUAUAGUUUCCUUCUCUUAAAAUACGAAUCAUCUAUUAUGAAGGAUAGAAAAACAGCUUUCGAAUGCAUGAAGAAAUCUUUUAAAAACUGUUCAUCUGAGAUUGUCGAAAGUAUUUUAAAAAUACUUGAUGAUACUAUUUAUCCUAACAACAGUGCUCCAAUUUAUUCAAAAGAUUAUACAGUAUGUCAACCAGAUGAUCCUGCAUUUUUAAAUGUACGUAAUAAAUGUGAAUUAAAAUUACUGAAAAAAGGAUAUCUUGGAGGAAAUGACGUAGACAAACAGAAGAAUUACGAGGCAGAGAAAUUCCAUUUUGGACCCACUCCAAGUCUAUUAGAAAUAAAACAACUGAAGGAGCGUAUUGAUUUACAAUCUGAUAAAAAUAGUAAUGACUCUGAAACUCAUGCUUUUGCAGUUUAUAAUGGAGAAAAUUCAGAUGAAAGCAUCACCUAUAACAGUUUGGACUUUAGUCCAAUGAAUGAAAUUUAUGGAUUUCGAACUCCCCAAAUUGAAAAGGAUUCCAUGUUUUAUAGGUUUGCUAACUAUUGUACCAGUUACCAUUAUGAACAAUACUUUGAAACAAUCCUUAACUGUCAGAGCAUCAGAAUGAAAGCUAUGAUUUAUUAUGAAGGUGCAAAUUGUGAUAAUGAAUGGAUGCAAAAAUCCUGGGAAUUUCUGAUGAGAUGCUUAUUGGAAGAUAAAAAGUAUUUGUUAUCUUGUCAGAUGAAUGAUGAAAAACAAGUAGCUAAAUACCUGGAAGUCCUGAGUGAAAAGUUAGACAAUAGUAGGAGAUUUAAAGGAGAAAAUUGUCCAGAAAUCAAGCCAUGCUAUGGAGCAAAUAUUCCACACUUGUCAAGUUGUUCAAAUGUUAUAUACAAGCAGCUAUCAGACAAAGUACCUGCUGUACUUACUGAAAGGAGUCUUUUAGAAACUUUAGAUUGUUUGAAGAAUGUAUGGCCAUAUUGUUCCUGCAAUAUAUCACUUUUAACCCUUCCAUCUAUUUAUGUACCUUUUGGAAUUGAUUUAAAAGAAAUUCUCAAAGAAACUGAAGAUUCAACAUGCCUUUCUGCUAAAAUCAGAUCUUCAGAUUCUGAGUGUACAUACCACCAGAAGCGUUCUGCUACCAAGGAAAUAUAUGAUUGCUUAGACAGAACUAUAAGAAGAAUCAAUGAUAGUUUAAAUGUAACAACUGAGAAACUGCAUUGGCAUGUCUUACCUCUUACAGUAUGUGCCAUGAUGCAUCCCAUUUUAGAAUGCAAACAAAAUUAUCAUUAUGAAUUCAAGGAAUUUAUGAAAGAAUUCUUAGAAGGUAUUAAAAGGAAAUUGAAUACCUAUCUGAAUAUUUUUGAUGAACCAUCUGAUUUACAACAAGGGAAAAAAUGCAUUGAGCAAUUUACUUCUCCAUCUAUUGAUAGAUGUUUAUCGGUUAUGUUUGGCUACAUGACCAGUUUCCAUAAAGGUUUUGCAAAGAGCUCUGAUUAUCCUUUCCAGUGUGUCGAAGAUACUUUUAAGGACUGUGGCGACUUAAAUACCUUUCACCUGUUUAUGAAGAAAAGUAUGAAUGUAUCAGAAAAUGAUAAUAUCAAAACAAAUGAAGUAAUUAUUGAAGAAGAAAUCUGCAUAAAGAAAGAAAAAUAUGGUUUAGGAUUACAUUCAUGUUUGUUUGAAGAUUUUGAAAAAUCACUUACUCCCUUAAUGAAGUGUCCAUUACAUGAAGAACAGAAUUUCACUCCUGAUAAUGCAUUAAAGCUAUGCAAGAACUGUAUUCUGAAAGAAGUUGAUGACAUGUGUUUUUAUGAUCAACAUGACCUCACCAAUGCAAUUACUUCAACUUUUAAACCAGUAACUAUGUGUUUGAAGAAACUGAAAGUGAAUGAUUCUUGUAUACAAGAUCUAACUAAUGACAUUAAGAAUGACUGUAUAUCAAGAUUUAAUGAAUAUACUUUGAGCAUCAAAAAAGGAGCAAUAUUGAAAGCUACACAUCUUGCCAGUGAAUUUUACCAAUGUGUGAAGGAAAAAAUAACGCACUGUCCUACUGAUAUUUAUACGACCAUCUUCAAUUUAUACAACAAGAUUUCUGGAUUGGAAAUUAUAUCAGUAUUUCAAUAAGUAUGACCUUGGUAAAGAUGAUAAAAAGUAUGAAUGCUGUGUCUAAAAACACCAUUAAUAAAAAGAAAGGGAAAGGUAUUUUUUAUAUUGUGGUGGAAAUGUUGACAAUGAAGAAACAUUUCACUAGACUCAUUUGUAUUUUCAACUUCAG
Argiope bruennichi is the source of this 7681-nucleotide messenger RNA. RefSeq lists its product as uncharacterized. NCBI's taxonomy places the organism in Eukaryota, Metazoa, Arthropoda, Arachnida, Araneae, Araneidae. The transcript is spliced from 82 exons. The record is from RefSeq and is a predicted model, not a curated record. Bases 1 to 7530 code for a protein of 2509 amino acids.